Molecule: messenger RNA, 3568 nt
Organism: Suillus subaureus
Lineage: Eukaryota; Fungi; Basidiomycota; Agaricomycetes; Boletales; Suillaceae
Product: trehalose-6-phosphate phosphatase
Exons: 15
Coding region: 461-3406 (981 amino acids)
Biological process (GO): trehalose biosynthetic process
Cellular component (GO): alpha,alpha-trehalose-phosphate synthase complex (UDP-forming); cytosol
Molecular function (GO): catalytic activity
Source: RefSeq, a predicted model, not a curated record
GCAAAGCUCGUACCACUACGAAGCAUUCUGGAUUGGAUGGAAAGAAGAGGAUGGUAGACAAUGGCAUGACAUUGCAUGGAUGUUGAGUGAGCUUGUGCCAAAACCCACUGUGGGAAGGGAGAUAGACGCUCUAGCUUUGGGGCGACAUACUUGUAUAGAAAUGGCAAAAAUGCGGCAUCAAGAACGAACGUGUGGUUAAUUUCAUCGCCAAUCAAAUCGCGUCGAAUUGUUUGAUCAAUGACUCGGAUGGCGUGUUGUUGAUGUAGGAUCUGGUGUAGGUGUCAUGGAUUCGGGGGGUCUGCUGGUGUUAUCUGACAUGGCGAAGCUGGCGCCAGCGGAGUGACUCAAUUGAUGAACCAAAUUGAGCAUGCAUCCUUCAAAAACUAGUCAAUCCGAUCAACUUAUCAUAAGCCAUAUAAACCUGCUAUAAGCAAUCCACUCUUUGGACUGCUUUUCGACCAUGGAUACAUUCGCAGAACCAUACACACGCGCAGGAGACGACAUUUCACUCGAUGCAGUCCGUGAUCAUGUUAGAGCACUCGAAGCACGACACAAAGCCAACGGUGUCCAAUUAUCAGGCCGCAUCAUUCAUGUCUGCCAUUAUCUUCCUGUAACUUGCACCAUCACUUCCGCCGCUGCAAGAGAUGGCGUACUCAGUCCACCUCCCACACCUCCUCGUGUUCUUACAGAUGUACCACCAAGCCCAUCCGAGGAACUUCCUCCACUCGCUCUACCCACCCAGCCUGAACGUUGGAAACUAGCUCCACGCUACGGACACAGCGCAAUGACAAGCGGUAUUCGUAGUCUCAGCGUCACACACGAACAAAUCAUUCUUGGAUGGACGGGCGACAUUCUAUCACCCGCUGCUCCACCCGAUGGGAAUUCUUCUCCAGAUGGUGACGUCAACCCCUCCACUGGUGAACGCGUCCCUUCUGUUCGCGACCGUGUUCCAUCUUCUCGUAUCUCUCAAGAGGACAAGGAUGCGCUCGACGACGAGCUCGCUCAUUACAUCGGGCUUGAACAAGAAACCGGUAAACCGAUCAGUUAUCUUCCACUCUGGAUGGAAGACAACGUCGCACACGGUCAUUACGAUGGAUACUGUAAACAAACUCUAUGGCCCCUCUUCCAUUACCUCCUCUGGCAGGACGUAGCAACAGAGCAUGCCAGUGCCGACGCUAAUUACGAGUAUUAUGAACAGGCCAACCAAGCAUUCGCAACACGCCUAGCUAGUGUCCUCAAACCAGGGGAUCUCGUUUGGGUCCAUGACUACCAUCUCCUCCUAGUCCCCCGCAUGCUCAGAAAUGCAAUGCAUUCCGGUGCUGUGAGCGGCGUGGGCGGGGAGAAUGGCGGAGACGUCAUCAUCGGUCUAUUCGUGCAUACGCCUUUCCCGAGCUCGGAAGUGUUUAGAUGUUUACCACGCCGCAAAGAAAUUCUCGACGGAAUGCUAGGCGCCAACCUCAUCUGCUUCCAGACCUACAGCUACACCCGCCACUUCACCUCCACCUGCGUUCGCGUAUGCGGGUACGAAACUACUAGUAAGGGUGCUACAGCUGCCUCUGCUAGCGCGUCUCGGAGCGCGAGCGUUGUCCCUCGUAGCACGACUGCAACUGGGAUUGAAUUCACCCGUAGUGGAAAAAGCAAGAAAGGUGGAGCGGGCGUUGAGAAAUAUGUCGGUAUCGAUGUACAGGGACAUGUGGCUGCUGUUACGCAUUGCCCGGUGGGGGUGGAUGCGGAGAGAGUUGCGAGGGAUACCCUCCGCGCAGGCGUCCAACCGAAACUCGAAGCACUCCGCGCCCUCUAUGCAGACAAGAAGAUCAUCGUAGGAAGGGACAAGUUGGAUGUCGUCAAGGGGGUUUUGCAAAAGCUCCGCGCGUUUGAGAAGCUUUUACAUGAUUACCCAGAGUGGCAGCGCAAAGUCGUGCUUAUCCAGGUGUGUCCUGUCAUCUGGAGCAAUACCCAAAUAUCGAUGAAUGAUAAACACUGGUUGCAGGUGACAUCCCCCGCGUUAACAGACUCUCCAAAGCUCGAGCGUCAAGUCUCCGAACUCGUCGCGCAUAUCAAUGGAGAGUAUGGGAGUUUGGACUUUAUACCCGUACAUCACUACCACCAGACCCUCCGAAAAGACGAAUUCUACGCGUUGUUGAGCGCUGCAGACCUCGGAGUAAUCACGCCCCUCAGGGACGGAAUGAACACGACCUCGAUGGAGUUCGUGAUCGCACAAGAGCGCACGAAGCGCUCUCCACUCGUAUUGAGCGAGUUUAUGGGUAUCAGCCAGCACAUGGCUGAUGCGCUCCAGGUGAACCCUUGGGAUCUUGGGGAUGUAGCAGCUGCGAUGAACCGCGGGUUAGUCAUGUCGGAGGAGGAGAAAGCUUCGAGACACGCUGCGUUGCACUCGGUCGUGACCACUCACACCUCGCACACGUGGGCUGCGGUCCUUGCCAAGAUGCUGCUUUCGCAGAUCAACGGACAAAAUACUGCACGUCAAACGCCUUACAUCCCUAGAGACAGUCUCAAGGAGCUGUAUGAUAACGCCGGGAAGCGUCUGUUCUUGUUCGAUUACGACGGCACGCUCACGCCGAUCGUCAAGAUGCCAUCAAUGGCGCUUCCUUCUCCCGAUGCACUCACAGCCCUCGCAAAACUGACAUCUGACCCAAACAACAUCGUAUACAUCGUAUCCGGCCGUGACCAAGCGUUCCUCGAGGAACACCUAGGCCAUCUCCCGCGUCUCGGGAUGAGCGCAGAGCACGGAGGAUUUAUCCGUUCGCCUGAUAGCGCUGUAUGGAUGAAUUUUACCGCUAGUCUUGAUAUGAGCUGGAUGGAGGAAGUAGCGGAGAUCUUCAGGUAUUAUACAGAGCGUACAACUGGGAGUCAUAUUGAGAUGAAGAAGAGCUCGAUUACGUGGCACUAUCGUUCAACUGAUCCCGAGUGGGGACAGUUCCAGUGCAGGCAGUGCCAGGAUUUACUGGAGAACAACGUGGUACCAAAGAGGCCGAUCGAGGUGCUCGUGGGUAAGAAGAACCUAGAAGUGAGGCCUAUCGCCGUGAACAAGGGUGAGAUCGUCAAGCGUAUAUUAUACCAGAACCCUGGAGUCGAGUUCAUCUUUUGCGCUGGUGACGACAAGACCGACGAAGACAUGUUCCGCGCCCUCCUCCUCUUCCCCCCUUCCUCAACCGGCAAAGCGACGAUGGAACCCCCGCUCUCAGUGAUGCUCGUCGAUAACACCAAGGAGCACAGCGACGUCGAGCUUGCGGUGUCUCCCGAAGCUGUGUUCACGACUGCCGUUGGACAGAGCAGCAAGCGGACGCUUGCGAGUUGGCAUGUGACGACGCCUGAGGAGGUGGUGGAGCAUAUGUUGUAUUUGGUUGGGGAGGUGCCGAAGGGGGAAGAGGUGAAGGGGUAUCUGUGAGUCUUGCAUUGUGCCUUGUGAAUCGCGUUGCAUGCCUUGCGAAUCGUGCUGCAGUAUAGAAUUUUUUCGUUUUAAAAUGUUUGUAGAAGGUGUUAAGAACAUUCAUGUACUUGUACAUGUCCCUAGAAUGUCUAUAGACCAAUGAUUAUUUGUUUUGCAAGA